Messenger RNA from Schistosoma margrebowiei, 4008 nucleotides. The record is from the annotation of a GenBank genome assembly. NCBI's taxonomy places the organism in Eukaryota, Metazoa, Platyhelminthes, Trematoda, Strigeidida, Schistosomatidae.
AAACCAUCAUGUACAACAAAUAAUUCAAGUUUUUCUAAUAAUUUCAUAACAAUUAAUACUACUAAUAACAAUACUACUAAUAAUAAUAACAACAGUAGUACUAAUUUUCCUAUGCAUAAUAUCAAUAGUAAUAAUAAUAAUAAUCUAAAAUGUUCAUCAUUCAACUUUCUAUAUAAAAAAUGGUCAGAUAAAAGAAAUUCUCAUGGAUCUAAUGGUUUAUUAUCUAAUCAAUCAUCAAUCAUAACAAUACCAAAUGAGACAAUAAAUAAAAUAACCAUGCCAAAUACAAUUACAACAAUACCAUCAUCAACAAAACGUUCAUUUUCUAUAUCAAAUCCUCCAUUAAAUAAAUAUCCAUCAUCAAUUAGUUUAUUAAAAUUUAAUCAUCAUCCUUAUCAUCAUGGUUCAAUUCAUUAUCAUACACCACGUAGUCGUAGACAACGUCGUUAUUUAAGAGGUUUACUUGGAUUAUCUAUAAGUAAUUUAAGUUUAUCUAUAUGUUUACUUAGUUGGUGUAUAUGUCAAAUUAUUAUAUAUAAUAUUAAUGAACAAUAUUAUAUAUUAAAUGCAUGGUUAACAAUUAUAUCAUUAAUUAAUAUAUGGACUAUAGAUAUUGCACAAACAUUAGAAAUUGGUGCCAUUUUAUGGAUUGCAUUAGAACGUACACUUGGUAUACAUUGGCCUAGUGAAAUACAAACUAUGAAUAAUAAUAAUAAUAAUACAGACCUUUCAAUGAAAUGUAAUCUAAUCCAAUGUAAAUUUUCAUUAUUAAAAAAUAUGUUUAAAAAAUGUACAUUACAUAAUCAUUUUAAUUCUUCUUCCUCUUCUUCUUCUUCUUCUUCUCCUUGUUGUUGUUGUACACGUUUAUUCCUUAAUCAAUCAUCAUCAUCAUCACCAGCCUCAGCAACAACAUCACCCUUAGCAACAACAACAACGACAACAACAACAAUAAAUAAAAAAUAUCGUGAAAAACAAAAAUCAAUAAUUUGGUUUCUUCGUGUUAUUUUAUGUUUAUUACCAUUAAUUUUAUUUAUAUUAGCAUCAAUUUAUAGUUUAAUGAAUAUAAUACAACAAAUUAAAAAACAUAAAUUAUUAUAUCAUCAACAAUUACAAUAUGAAAUACAACCCCAACAUCAACCCCAACAACAACAACAACAACCACAGCAACAACAAUAUCAAAUUGAUAUUAUAUCAAAAUUGAAAACUACUUAUAUUACACAUAAUAGUAGUAUAAAUAAUGAUCAUCAUCAUAAUAAUAAUAGUUAUAUACAAUAUUUUAAUUCAUUAGUAGUAUAUAAUUAUUAUAUCUAUAUUACUAAUAAUUUAUUUACUAAAAAGCAUACAUUCUUAUCAUUACAUAAAAUUCAUAUUAAAUAUCAAACUUAUGUAUAUUAUACUAAAUCUAUUAUACCAGCAUUAAUCAUUGGACAAUUUUUAGCACCAUUAGCAAUUUUAAUUACAACAAAUUUAUUGAUUUAUCAAAAAGUAUCAUCAAGAGAUAAACGAUUUUUCUCUAGACAAUCAAGUAAUACUAGUAAAUCAUCAUUUAUAUCUGGUACAUCGAUUUCAUCAAUCAAUUCACCAACUCAAAGAAAAUUAACUACAACAACUAUUAAUUUUCCAAUACCAUUAUUACGUGUACUUGAAAGUAGUAAUCAAGAUAUUCGAAUUAAUCUUGACGACGACAACAAUACUACUACUAAUAAUAAUAAUGAUAAUACAUCUGAGGAGUAUAAUACACUAAUCAAUAAACCUUUCAAUGAUCACUUAGAAACUAAACAAUCAAUAUCCAAUUUAAAAAAUCAAAAACAAAAUACACUUUUAGUUCCUUUUAUUGAUAUAAAUGAGAAUAGUUUUCAAUAUUCAUCUAUUAAAAAUUUAUCAAAUACUACUCCUCCCCCUCCUCCUUCUCCUCCUCCUCCUACUACUACCAUGACAACUAAUUCAUCAUUAUAUCAUAGAAAUAAUAGUAGUAUUGAUAAUAAUCAAAAAUAUUUAUUUAAUGAACGAAGAAAUAGUACAUCAAUUAUUCAACCAAUGAUAUCCUAUAAUGAAUUCUAUGAGAAUAAUUCCAAUAUAACAUUAACAUCAAAAAGAUUAUUGACUACUACUACUACUAAUACUAUGAAUACUACUCAUAAUAGUUGUCAACUGACAACAUCAACAAAAACUUCACCACCACCACCACCACCACCACCACCAUCAUCAUCAUCAUCAUCCUCAACAUCCACAACAACAACAACAACAACAACAACAUCACCAUCCUAUCGAUUCAAUGAAUCAAAUAUCAAAUUAUCUACAAUGUAUACAAUACAAAAACGUCGUAAAAGUACUAAUGAUAUAUUGAAUUUAUUAUUUCAAUCACGUACAACAGAUUUUAUGCAUACAAAAUCUACUACUGAUGAAUCUAUAUUGAUACAAGUAUUAAGACGACAACAUAAACGUACAUUACGUAUAUUAAUUAUAUUAUUAUUAAUAUUUAUUAUAUGUCGUGGACCAAGAUCAUUCAUAUUAAUUAUACAAUGGUUACAAUAUUAUACUUAUUAUAAAAAUCAAUAUCAAUCUUAUUUAUAUACAUGGUUACAAUAUACAAGUAUAUUUUCUUAUUCUAGUGCAAUAUUAGAUACAAUUCUAUAUGGAUUUUGGGGUAAUCGUAUUUAUCGAUUAUAUAUUAAACAUUUAUAUACACAUUGUGCCUUAUAUAAAUGUUGUAUUAAUCAAUAAAAUUGAUUAUGUAAUCAUUUUCUAAAUGAUUACAUAUCGAUCUUUUCUAUUGUUUAUUCUCUUUUAUAAAAAGAUUCAUAAAGAUGUUUGAAUAGGCCACCUAUCAGCAUUCGCUAUUCAACCCUGUCUUGAUUAAUUACAUAACGCCUGUUACUCUUCGUGAAGGAGCACAGGCCGCUUACCAGUAUUCUCCAUCCAAACCUGUUCUGAACAAUCCUUUCUAUCUAUUUCUCGAUGUAAUGUGUUCUUUGACCUUCCUUUUUUCCUCUUCCAUUCAAGAUUCCAAGUUAGCACUUGUAUUGUGAUGCAGUUUGAUGAUUUGCGUAAUAUAUGUCUUAUCCAUUUCCAUUUUCUUUUCCUAGUUUCCUCUUCAGCUAGAAGCUGGUUUGUUCUCUCCCACAGAAGGCUGUUGCUGAUAGUAUCCGGUCAAUGGAUGUUGAAUAAAUAAAUACUUUAUAAAUACUUUGCAUUCUUGACGAUCGUUAUGGUAGUUCUCCACGUUUCAUCUCUAUACAGUAGAAAUGUCUUGACGUUCGUAUUAAAAGAUUGUGACUUUGAUAUUGAUUGACAGACAGUUGUUUUGAGUUUCAUAUGUUCUUCAAUUGUAGGAAUGCGGCUCUUGCUUUGCCAAUUCUAUUCAAGAUGGUUAGAAACUUUAAAUGAUAUGAAUCAAAAUCAUUCAAUCUUUAUGUUCUCCUAACUUCUUUUUUCUAAAUUUAUUUCAAUAGAUUAUACUCUUUGAAUAAUAUCUUCAUAACUUAAUCUUUUCGAUGACUGUUUAUACUUUUACUAUUUCUAUCACUAUGAGAUUUGAAUUGACAAUUGUAUCUCUGUAUUAAUGUGGUAUGACAACUCAAACUGAUGUACGUACAUACGCAGUUUUACAUUGUUACUGACUGACUAACUGACUAACUGAUUCAUAAAUAUAUGUAAACAUCUAUCAUUAUCUAUUAUCAACUAAUUGAUUCUUAAUAAUAUCUUCUUUGUCUCCUUCGACGACCCCUCCCUCCCUCCCUCUCUCUCUCUCUCACACACACACAUAAACACAUGUUUGUAACUAGUCGUUAUACUGCGAAAUUUUACAAUAUAGUACAAUUUUUAAAGUUAUUUAUAUCAUUCUUUUUCUUAUCAUUAUUACUGUUAUUACAAGCCAGAGAAUAGACAUUGAAUUAUAUAUUGUUGAAUAUAAAUGAAAAGGUCAUGUCGUUUUUCUUUCUUUUUUUGUCACUUUUCUCUCUUUUGUUUUUCUUUAUUUUUUUUCUUUUUCACGUUUCUUUAUUAAAG